AUGACGAACCCAACCCCUCACGCAACCUACAUGCAAAAAUGCAUCUCCCUGGCCGAACAAUCCCCACCACGUCCAACAAACUUCCGCGUCGGAGCAAUCCUUCUCUCCCGUAAAGACGACGACCCAACCGGGUCGCAGGACCAAAUCCUCUCCACGGGGUACACAAUGGAACUCGCCGGCAACACCCACGCCGAACAAUGCUGCUUCGCCAACUUCGCCGCCGUCCACAACGUCCCCGAAGACCAAGUCGCCUCGGUGUUACCCGCCGAACCAGGCCGAAAGCUCAUCAUGUACGUUACGAUGGAGCCCUGCGGGAAGCGAUUGUCGGGAAAUGCGCCGUGCGUGCAGCGCAUUACGCGGACGCGCGAGGGCGGGCGGGCUGGUAUCCAUAAGGUGUUUUUUGGGGUGAAGGAGCCUGGGACGUUUGUCGGGGAGUCGGAGGGGUGUAAGAUGUUGACGGCGGCGGGGAUUGAAUGGGAGCAUGUGGGUGGGUUUGAGAGGGAGAUUUUGACGGUUGCUACUGCUGGCCAUGAGGAUGGUGAGGCGGAGGUUAGGGCUGCGUUGGGGGAAGGACAGAAAGAGACGAAUGUAGAUGACAUUAGCCCUGAGGAGAAGAGGAGACAGGAGCAGAUUGCGCGGAAUCCGAAGAAGAGGAUGAUGGAAGGGGAGACGCCGUUAUAUUAG
Messenger RNA from Penicillium cataractarum, 684 nucleotides. RefSeq names its product putative DRAP deaminase. The transcript has a single exon. Gene Ontology annotation, molecular function: catalytic activity. The record is from RefSeq and is a predicted model, not a curated record. Bases 1 to 684 code for a protein of 227 amino acids. NCBI's taxonomy places the organism in Eukaryota, Fungi, Ascomycota, Eurotiomycetes, Eurotiales, Aspergillaceae.